AUGCAUACUGUACCAAUUAUAAAUGAAAAUAUACGAUCACAUGGAAAAUUUAUAAAUCGUUUAAUGUCAAAUGAAUUUUAUAAUUCAAAAUGGAUCCUUACACGACGAUUGUAUUUCGUCGAUUCAAUUUCAUUAGAUGCAACAAAUGAUGCACAAAAUUUGGGUAUUAUUCGUUUUUUGGAAAAAAUUGAUAUUAAAAUACAAAUUCAGUCUCAAAAAGAUGGCCAUAUAAUGCCACCGCACGUACGAAUCCGUUAUACUGAAAUCGAACGAAAUCCGGAAAAGCAAAUUUCAUUACAAUUUAAUAUCACAUAUUUUAUGAAAGAUUCACAAUUCAUGCAUUACAUCGAAAGUGCAUUAUUCAUUUUGG
Molecule: messenger RNA, 370 nt
Organism: Loa loa (African eye worm)
Lineage: Eukaryota; Metazoa; Nematoda; Chromadorea; Rhabditida; Onchocercidae
Exons: 2
Biological process (GO): cilium assembly
Cellular component (GO): ciliary transition zone; MKS complex
Source: RefSeq, a predicted model, not a curated record